AUGGAGUGUAAUAGUACCAGUUCUAAUUUAUCCUCAGUUGUUGAAGAUAGUACCAAGGCGGGAAUUUCGGAACAAAGAUUAAAGAAGACUGAAAAACGAGGAAGAACUUAUAGUUUUUCAAUCGAGUGGGAAGAAGAGAUAUUUCAGAUUGGAAUUGAUCAAGAAACAUGUUACUGCCUGCUUUGCAGAAAAAAGAUUUCGAUGAAUCAGAAGCUAAAUCUGAAAAGGCAUUUUGAUACCUGCCACGCUGAAGUUGAUCAUUCGCAUCCGUUGGGAAGUGCACUGCGCGCAGAAAGGUUACAACAACUGAAAGCUGAAUUAUCUCAACGCUGUGGGAAGGUAAAAAAUGGAGAUAUUGUGAGUACUAAUCCCCAUGAUUGUACUUUAGCGUCGUUCGAUAUUUCUUUCCAAAUUGCGAAAGCUAUGAAACCUUUCACAGACGGUGAUUUUAUCAAAAACGUCAUUAUUCAAGCAGUUACUAGGUGGUUUCCAGAUGAGGAUAACCGAAGAGAAUUUGUGAACAUUGUGCAAAAUACGCAUCUUUUUCCUGCUACAAUUACGAGAAGAUUGGACGAAUCGACAGAUAAGUCUGAUACUGCUCAGUUAGUUGUGACUCAGUCAAUGACGGGAAAAAUUACAGGAUUCACUGGACAAUGUUUACGUGACCCAGAUUUUCCACGUUUUUUAUCUUUCCAUUGCAUAAUACACCAAGAAGUAUUAUGCGAGAAAACUUUAAAUAUAAAAACCGUGUUUGAAGUAGUGGAAAAAGUGAUAAAUUCAUUUCGCGCGCGUGCAUUACAGCACCGACUGUUUAAGCUUUUGCUUGAGAAUGCUUCAGCGGAAUUCGCGGAUUUAUUGUUACUUAACGAAGUAAGGUGGUUGAGCGCUGGUGAAGUUGUGAUUAGAUUUUUUAAUCUUCUUCCAGAAAUACUAGCCUUUCUAGAAUCUCGCGGUGAACACUGCGACGAGUUUUAUGAUUCUGCAUGGAUUUUAGACUUGGAAUUUCUUGCGGAUGUUUUAAAAGAAAUUAACGUUUUGAAUAAAACGUUGCAAAUGCAGCAUGUUGCAGUGUGGACUUGUUUACAAUGGAUUAACCAGUUCAAAAAGACAAUUGACAGGUGGAUUAGCAUUAUCCAACGCAGGACAUUCACCGAAGAGUUAAAAAAUGUUCAACAUGCUAUGGAACAGCAAAGCAUAAUGCUAUCUCCUGAAGUAGAACAUCGAUAUCUUCAAAUUCUAAAAGAAUUAAAAAAAGAUUUUGAAGAAAGAUUUGAAGAUUAUGACACUAUCAAGCUCAUUUUCAAUUAUUUAACGAACCCGCUAAUUGACUUGGAAGUGCCGUAUAUGGAAGAAUUGUGUGCUCAAAUGUCGAAGCUCUUUCAGAUCGAUGAGAACAAAGCUGUCAACGAGAUGAUUCGCUUAUCUACUGCUUCGUGGACUGGAAUGAGAUGUGAAGAUUUUUGGAGGCACCUGGAAUUUUCGGAAUAUCCAAAUCUGAUCACAGUCUUCCAGAGAAUAUUGUUUAUAAAUGGAACUACUUGCCGUUGCGAAUCCAUGUUUUCUUUAAUGAAGAACAUAAAAUCUAAGACCAGAUCGAGCAUUAAUGACGGAAAUUUAAAUGAUGUAAUGUGGCUUGAAGUGACAACUUACACUCCUAACAUCGAGGCACUUGCGCAAAAAAUGCGUUUGUAUACCAGGAUGCACUGA
Molecule: messenger RNA, 1707 nt
Organism: Belonocnema kinseyi
Lineage: Eukaryota; Metazoa; Arthropoda; Insecta; Hymenoptera; Cynipidae
Product: general transcription factor II-I repeat domain-containing protein 2-like
Exons: 2
Coding region: 1-1707 (568 amino acids)
Molecular function (GO): protein dimerization activity
Source: RefSeq, a predicted model, not a curated record